UAAACGAGUUCAAUAAGUAAUUUGAAUGAUCAAAAGUCAUGGUUAUAGUUCGGUUUUAUUUUUCUAGAUGUAUUUCGUUGGUAAAUAUUAUUUUUUUUUAUUUUUUGUUUUGUGAGCAUAACGAAUGAGCUAUAAUCGGUUUUAGAAUAAAACUUUUUAAUUUCUUUUGUAAACAAUCGUUUAAAUUAAUACUGUAAAAGUGUAGUACAAAAUUCGUGUAGAGUUAUAUUCAGUCAAUUGAAAGAACUGGACAAUUAAUGUAUCUGAAAAUUCCUUUGAAGUGGUACACAUGUGAAAAUUAGGAAAAUCAUAUCAACAGCCGAGAAAAAUUAAUAAAAUAAAAUUGAUCGGAAAACCGAUAAUAAUAGUGUAGUAUAAAUGUAAGUAUUUUAGGUGUAUCAAGUAUCUACCUAUAAUAAAAUACAUACAUAUGGACCAUAAAUGCUUUUUUUCUAUUGCGAUGACUAUGAACUAAUCACAAGAAAUAUCGAGAAUUAACAAAAUAUGUUUUACAACUUAUACGAACAGAGAGAUGAACCACCGCCAAAUUGUUUCGACUUUCGACUCUAAUUACUAUGGACGGUGAAAAAUAUCCAUAGUAUAAAAACAACUUUAAAAGAAAUUCUUUGCUGUUAUAAAUGACCAAAUGGACUGUUACAGCAAUGGACGCCUGGGAUGGAUGUCCGUAGAAAAAGCACUGUUGUAAACUGUCCGACUGAUACGACGAUGUUGAACAUUGUAGAAAACGAACAUCAACAAACGAACGGCGGCGUGGUGACCAACGGCGGUACAGUGACCGCGACCACGUUAACGGGUUUGAACGGCAGCACGGCGAUGAUAGCCAGGGAGUGCGCCAACUGCGGCAAACGCAUCACCGAACGGUUCUUGCUCAAAGCUUUGGACUUAUUCUGGCACGAGGAUUGUCUCAAAUGUGGCUGCUGCGACUGUCGCUUAGGCGAAGUUGGAUCCACGUUGUACACCAAAGCUAACCUGAUACUCUGCAAAAGAGACUACCUUAGGUUAUUCGGAGCGACCGGCAAUUGCGCGGCGUGCAACAAGGUAAUACCGGCGUUCGAGAUGGUGAUGAGGGCCAAAAACAACGUCUACCACUUAGAGUGUUUCGCGUGUCAACAGUGUAAUCAUAGGUUUUGCGUGGGCGAUCGUUUUUACCUGUGCGAGAACAAGAUCCUGUGCGAAUACGAUUACGAGGAACGACUGGUGUUCGCGAACAUGGCCACGUACAACUCGUCCAGUCUGGCGCACAUAAGAAGGCAAGUCAGUAGAUUACAGCAGCCAGCGGCAAACGAACGCGCCCACGCAACAGCAGCAACAGCAGGAGACGUUGUAGGACCAACCGACGAGGUGGACCGGUGCAGAGCCACCUCGGUCGAGCAACAGCAACGGCGACCUUUACCACCAUACGACACCGCAGUCAUCGGUUACGGCGGCGCAACAGCAUCGCCAGCAUCGGGUCAGCAGCAACAACAGCAGCAGCAGCAGCAUCAACAACAGCAACACCAUGUGCAGCAACACCAACACAUGCAACAGCACCACCAGUUCCUGUCUGCAACAGCCGGUGCUACGGUGCUGUCUGCACAUCAAUCAACGGUCGUCGUGGGUAGCGGAGGAGUUGGCGGUGGAGGAGGAGCCGGAGGCGGAAGAGUCGACGACGGAUCGAGCGGUUACGGCAGUCCGGACUCCGAGACCGGCAUCGAACCGUCCGCGGCCGCCGCCGCUGCCGCUGCCGCCGCUAACAUCGGUGGUGCUGCAAUCAUCGCGUCCUCGGCCGCCGCGGCACCGCCGGUACAAUAAUCGUCGUGCCGCUGUAACGCCACUGAUUCCGACCGCGGUAUACACGCACGGAACUCGGUAACCACGGCGGCACCCCGCUCCACCACCCGCGUAACGCGACAAUUAUCGUUCUUUUAACGUCUACGCGUCGUCUCGUACGUCGUUUGCAGAGUUUCAGACGCCUCUUACGACGAGGGCCGCGGAAAAAAUUCUACAGUCAAAUAGAGUUGUGUGUCGUUCCAUCCUUUCGCACCCGACAAUGACCGAAUUCAGUUG
Messenger RNA from Melanaphis sacchari, 2067 nucleotides. Its product is annotated as LIM/homeobox protein Lhx4-like. The coding region runs from base 676 to 1812 and encodes 378 amino acids. NCBI's taxonomy places the organism in Eukaryota, Metazoa, Arthropoda, Insecta, Hemiptera, Aphididae. Gene Ontology annotation, cellular component: nucleus. Gene Ontology annotation, biological process: positive regulation of transcription by RNA polymerase II. The transcript has 8 exons. Gene Ontology annotation, molecular function: DNA-binding transcription factor binding; transcription coactivator activity. The record is from RefSeq and is a predicted model, not a curated record.